Molecule: messenger RNA, 1041 nt
Organism: Clonostachys solani
Lineage: Eukaryota; Fungi; Ascomycota; Sordariomycetes; Hypocreales; Bionectriaceae
Source: the annotation of a GenBank genome assembly
AUGCCGGCUCCGAACGGAGAUGAGAUGCGCCUUUGGCAAGUCCGCAAUCCCGGUCCUCUUUCUCAGACCCUCACUCUCACAACCGCGCCUCGGCCUUCCAGGGAUGUUGAGAAGGGCAAAGUCCUUGUUGAAGUCGCUGUUGUCGGCCUCAACCCAGCAGAUUACAAAUUGGCAGAGGCUGGUUUGGUAGCCAGACUUCAGCUGCCGUUCCCCAAGACUCUCGGCACCGACUUCAGCGGCAGAGCCAUCGCCGUUGGUUCCGAUAUCACUGAUAUCAAGCCAGGGGACAAUGUGUUUGGUCGCAUGUUCCCUUUCAAUUCUGCAGGCUCACUUUCCGAGUACGUCAUUGCCUCGUACGACGACGUCGCUGUCAUUCCCAAGACGGUAACUCUCGAACAGGCUGCCGGCGCCUCAACCGUCGCGCAGACAGCGUACCAGACCUUGGCGCCCGUUGUCAAGGCAGGCGACAAGGUCUUUAUUAAUGGUGGCUCCGGUGGCACUGGUACAUUUUGCAUCCAAAUCGCCAAGGCACUGGGCUGCCAUGUCACCGUCUCAUGCUCAACCACAAAGGUCGCACUCUGCCGGGAGCUUGGUGCAGACGAGGUCAUGGACUACAAGAAAACAAAUAUCCUGUCGGCACUGCAAAGUGGUGGUAAUAAGUACGCCGUGGCCAUCGACAAUGUCGGCAACCUGAAUCUCUUUGGCUCGGCGGACAAGUUUCUCCUGCCUGGGGGGUUAUUUCGACUUGUCGGUGCCCCAAGCUCGCUCUCAACGGCAUGGAAUUUGGGGCACAACCUGCUGGCGAGUAAAUAUCUUCCGGCAUUCCUCAAUGGUAACAAGAAUACUUUCAAUGCGUACGUCACGAAGAAUUCACAUGAGGACCUGGCGCAGGUUGCUGCGUUAAUGGCCGAGGGCAAAGUAAGGACAGUGGUAGACUCCGUGUUCCAAUUCAGCGAUGUGCUCAAAGCAUAUCAGAGGUUGGGAACUGGUUCUAGCACAGGAAAGGUCUUGGUCCAUGUACGGGAAUACUUGGACCUAUAG